GCAGAGAUGUCCCACCAGUAGUCGUAGCUCCUCUCUCCCUCUAUCACUGUCUCUCUGUCUCUCUCUGUCUCUCUCUCUGUCUCUCUGUCUCUCUCUGUCUCUCCUCCGUUCAUCCCUGCUUAGGCCUGGAGGGAAUUAUUCUUUAUUGAGCUCUUUGCUUUGCCUCUGUUUUCCUCUUAUUCCCAUCCUUGCCUUUGCCAUCCUAUUCCCCCUGCCUGUUUCUCUCUCAUUCUGCCAUUCCUUUGUGUCUCUCUCUGCUGUCUCUUUCCUUCUCUCUAUUUCUCACCACUGUCCCCCCAGUCUGUACCCCCAGUCUGUCCCCCGAGUCUCUGCCUUACCUGCUCCUUCUGGUUCUGUCUCAUUCUCUUUCUUCCCAUCCCCCUGUCUGUGUGUCCCCUCUAUGUCCCCCCUCAGUCUGUCUCAUUCUCUAUUCCCUACUUUCUCAUUCUGACCCUCUGUGCCAUUUUCUACCAUCUCAUCCCAUUCUCUCAGUCUCCUCCUGUGGCCGUGUAUCUGUCUCUGUACCCCUCUAUCUCUCCUCCUUUUUCUACCUUCCCUCCUGUUUCACCUUCUCUCCUCUCUCUAUUGCUUUUUGGCUUCACUUUUUGUGUCUCUCUGGACUGGAACCCUCCCCCUCCCUCUGUCUUUCAUCUGUCUCUGUCCAUCCCCCCUUGUCUCGCUGUCUCUCUCGUUACACACCUGCUAAUGCACUCUCUUUCCCCUCCAUCUCUUUCCCUAUUGCACCUCUCCAUCCCCUUGUCCCUGACUCCCUCCUCUCUGCUCCUCCCCUGCCCCUCAUCUGUUCUGCGCUGCUUUUCCUCUGCAAUACUUUCCCUUUCCACCCUCUCUCCUGCCUGACCUCCCCAUAUCUCCAUUAUCUCUGUGCACCUCUCUCAGGACUCUUCUUCCUCUUCCCAUACAAUAUGCAAGUUUCCUUUGCCUGCACUGAGCAGACACUAAGAAGUAGGACCAGUGAAGAUAGACUGUGUCUCACUCGCCCCUCAGGGGGGCAAAAUGGGGUCAGCAUGGGGCAGACCAAACAACGGACACCCCCUACGGGGGCAAAAAAUCCUAAUCAAGUGCUGCCCCUGCUGUCUCAUAUCCUCCGCGAGUCCACCGGCAAGUCUACGGGCAUGAAAUACAGGAAUUUGGGAAAAUCUGGUUUAAGAGUUUCCUGCCUGGGGCUGGGUACUUGGGUAACCUUUGGCUCCCAGAUCUCUGAUGAGGUAGCAGAAAGCCUAAUGACGACGGCAUUUGAGCAUGGAGUCAAUCUGUUUGACACGGCAGAGGUUUAUGCUGCUGGAAGAGCAGAGAGGACGCUGGGAAAAAUCCUUAAGAAGAAGGAAUGGAGGCGUUCCAGUUACGUGGUAACCACGAAAAUCUACUGGGGAGGACAAGCAGAAACAGAGAGGGGGCUGUCUCGGAAACACAUCAUUGAAGGUCUCCGUGGGUCUCUUGAACGCCUGCAGCUGGAUUACGUUGAUAUAGUGUUUGCAAACAGAAUGGAUGCCAACAGUCCAAUGGAAGAAAUUGUUAGAGCCAUGACUUUUGUUAUUAACCAAGGGAUGGCAAUGUACUGGGGGACAUCACGCUGGAGUGCUAUGGAAAUCAUGGAAGCUUAUUCCGUGGCGCGGCAGUUCAACCUGAUUCCGCCAGUGUGUGAGCAGGCGGAGUAUCAUCUAUUCCAACGUGAAAAGGUCGAGACUCAGUUACCUGAGCUGUACCACAAGAUAGGGGUUGGCUCUAUGACAUGGUCACCUCUAGCAUGCGGACUUAUUACCGGCAAAUACUUGGACAGUGUUCCAGAAAAAUCACGAGCAUCUUUUAAGGGCUAUCACUGGCUUAAGGAGAAAGCCGUCAGUGAAGAUGGCAAAAAGCAGCAUUCAAAGGUAAAAGAACUGCACCCAAUUGCUGAUCGUCUCAACUGCACAGUCACCCAACUCGCUAUUGCUUGGUGUCUGCGCAGUGAAGGGGUGAGCUCUGUACUUCUGGGGGUGUCCAACAGUGACCAGUUACUAGAGAACCUGGGAGCCAUUCAGGUACUGCCUCACCUGACGCCUCAGCUCAUAAUCGACAUUGACCAGAUUCUAGGAAACAAACCAAACGUAAAGAAAGAUUCCCGAGCAUGAGAGCCUGUUCUCCACACUUUGGAAUCUCAUCAAGUCCCAUUGCAGGUGGGAUAAAUCACGCUAGCCUGGUGCAUGGUUCCCCCCUCUGGUAGUGCUGAGAGAGUGGGAGGAGAAACUUUACCAGCAAUAAGGAGGAUAAAUCCCUGCUUGUCACUACGGGGUCACACAUGCAUUAUAUCAUGUCACCCUGCAGAGGGAGAGGCAUAACUCAAAGUGGCCUGUACCACACUAUAGAGAGGGGCUUUUAGCUCCAUAUACAUAUACCCCGUAAAAGGAGCACUUGACUCAUGGCUUCCUUCUGUCUGCACCAUUCUGCAGAUGUAGGGACAGACUCAUAACUGCAUUUUAUGUCAUUGAGAAGUCAGAUUCACAUCUUUUAGGUACAAGUUUCCUUCUGUUAAUGGUGAGGAGUCCACAUGCCAUCAUUUAUUCAUGUUCCUAGCCCACCCGUGGCUACUCUAGCUAAAAGUUGACCUAUUUUACUCCAUCACGUAUCAAUAACAAGACAUCUCUUUAGAACACAACUGUAGGCGCCGCUAAUUCUGCAUGUUCUGGAAACAUGAAGCCAGAAUCUCUUUGUUGGAUUAAAGCUAAUAUGCCUGUGAACCAAAUCUGGAAAAAACAACUAUAAAUGCAACUGACUGACA
Molecule: messenger RNA, 2776 nt
Organism: Xenopus laevis (African clawed frog)
Lineage: Eukaryota; Metazoa; Chordata; Amphibia; Anura; Pipidae
Gene: kcnab3.S
Product: potassium channel, voltage gated subfamily A regulatory beta subunit 3 S homeolog
Exons: 14
Coding region: 924-2129 (401 amino acids)
Biological process (GO): potassium ion transport; potassium ion transmembrane transport; regulation of potassium ion transmembrane transport
Cellular component (GO): cytoplasm; membrane; voltage-gated potassium channel complex
Molecular function (GO): voltage-gated potassium channel activity; transmembrane transporter binding; potassium channel regulator activity
Source: RefSeq, a predicted model, not a curated record